Messenger RNA from Coturnix japonica (Japanese quail), 351 nucleotides. Lineage: Eukaryota; Metazoa; Chordata; Aves; Galliformes; Phasianidae. The record is from the annotation of a RefSeq genome assembly.
AUGAACACACUUACAUUUAUGUUAUCCGCAUCCCUUAUUCUAAGCACCCUCCUAACAACUGUAAACUUCUGACUUGCCCAAAUAACCCCAGACACAGAAAAACUAUCACCAUACGAAUGCGGAUUUGAUCCACUAGGAUCAGCCCGACUUCCAUUCUCAAUCCGAUUCUUCCUAGUAGCCAUCCUAUUCCUCCUAUUCGACCUAGAAAUCGCCCUACUACUCCCCUUACCAUGAGCCAUCCAACUCCAAUCCCCCAUGACAACCCUCACCUGAGCCACCACAAUCCUUACCCUCCUCACGCUAGGCCUCAUUUACGAAUGAACCCAAGGCGGCCUAGAAUGAGCAGAAUAA